AACAGCUUCACCAACACUCAGCCACGAUCACCGCCGUGUCCUGCCGCCAAUUUCAUACGAGCGCAUACAUAUAAUUCAAACGUCCGCCUGAAACUGCACAUACUACCACAUAGGCCCUCUGAAGGCAUACCUCGCCCCGUCGACACCAUGGCUACUCUCGGCGGAUACCUCAACAAGAAGGUCCUGAUCGUCACAGCAGACUCGAGAAUCCUCGUCGGAACCCUAGCAGCCUGCGACAACACAACAAACUUGGUCUUGAACAAUGCGAUAGAGCGCAUUAUCCGAACUCCCGACGACCCGGAACCCUCAGCCCAAGUGCCCCUGGGCCUAUACCUCGUGCGUGGCGACAAUGUCUGCUCCAUCGGCCUCGUGGACGAGGCGCUCGACGAUAGCAUCAACUGGACAGAAGUCAAGGGCUCAGCGAUCGGAGGCAUAAAACACAUUUAG
Messenger RNA from Fusarium keratoplasticum, 447 nucleotides. RefSeq names its product U6 snRNA-associated Sm-like protein LSm8. The record is from RefSeq and is a predicted model, not a curated record. Gene Ontology annotation, cellular component: precatalytic spliceosome; U6 snRNP; U4/U6 x U5 tri-snRNP complex. Gene Ontology annotation, molecular function: RNA binding. Gene Ontology annotation, biological process: mRNA splicing, via spliceosome. Lineage: Eukaryota; Fungi; Ascomycota; Sordariomycetes; Hypocreales; Nectriaceae. The transcript is spliced from 3 exons. Bases 148 to 447 code for a protein of 99 amino acids.